AUGAUCAAAAGAAUUAUGAACAAGCUAUUUUCAGAUGAGUUAUUACAACAUUUUUCAUAUUCAGGAAAAUCUGGCAAGAAGUUAAAAUUUUCAAAUUUAGCUGUUUGUUCUGUAAUUUUAGAUGCUGUGAAACAACAAUCUAAGUAUAAAAAUAAAGUUUCUGAAAGUGAAAUGGAAGAAGUGAUUAAAUAUGUCCUAGCACAAGCGCCUUUUAACAUAAAAAGAAAAACACAAAAAAUAUAA
This is a messenger RNA of Macrosiphum euphorbiae (potato aphid), 243 nucleotides long. The record is from the annotation of a GenBank genome assembly. NCBI's taxonomy places the organism in Eukaryota, Metazoa, Arthropoda, Insecta, Hemiptera, Aphididae.